GUUUUAAUAUUAUUUGAGAAAUUUAUGAAUUGGUUACUGCCCGGAGAUGCAUAGUGCAAUAAACAAUGGAUUGUUUAGGCAAAUAUAAUGAAUAUUUCUAGGUUGCGACUGUGUUCUAUUGGCUACAUCUGGGCUGCAGACAAUUGGAAGUGGCACUCAUUAUGAAUGCAUCCCAGUGGUAGGAAGGAGUAGACAUUUUGUAGUCAGCAACAUUUUUUUAUCAAUUCUGAAGAGAAGAAGGUCUUGUUAGAUAUAUGGUAGCAUUAGAGUAUGUUUACUUAGAGAGGAACCAUGGAUGGUAGCACUGAAAAUGGCUAAAAGUCCACUUGUUUCACCAAGAAAGGUCUUAGAUCUUAGCUAAUAGAGGUGCUGUGACAGUUGUAUUUUACUAUUUUCCUUCCCUAGGAAUUGCAGGGGGUUUACUUUUUUAUCAUUAGAAAAACAGUUCAUAAUCAUGGCUUGAGUUCAAAUCUGUUUCGUACCGAGUAAAUUUUGAUAGAAAAAAGGGAUGUGUUGUCAAUUAAAGAUAGCUUUUCAGGAAAAUGAAAUUGAUCUGUAUUCUUAAAGACGGAGGCAAGGUUAGCCGCACCAUCAUACAUGAGCAUAAUGUAUGGUUUCCCUUCAAAAUUAUGAAAAGUACUAAUGAUUAUGCAUUAGAAGUACUUGACAACAUCUGACAAUUUAUUUAUUGAAACAUUCAUGCUAAUAAUUGCAGAAACAGUUCCAAUGUGCAACGGUUGAAAGUGGAAUGGCUUUUGAAUAUUGCACAGUCCUAGGAACUGCAUAUUGUGCUCAUCAAGAGAAUGUUACCGUUAGAUAUUGUAAUGUAAGAUUAUGUAUGUGGGUAGUUUACUUGGAUGGAACCAUAGUUUAAUGUUCAGAUGUUCUAUUAACAGGGUUCUCAGUGAUCUAUUUAGUUUCGUGAUUAGAUGUGCUGCCCUUGAGUUAUGUGCUUACACUGGGCAUGUGGUUGUUAGGCUUUUGAUGCACGCAUUAACCUAGUUUAUGGAUUUUAAACCUGCUUGUGCUACUUGCCUAUUAAGUUUUGAGGAUUUCAUCUUUUGCAGUAUUGUAAAUUUGAGGUUCCUUUAAUGCCUAUCAGAGACCUGAGUUUUAUUGUAUUGCGAUUAGUUUUUGUGUCGUCUCAUUUUCUUGUUUGAAAGCAAAAGUUCGGCUAUCAGUGUUGACCAUGAGAUUUUAUCGCAAUGUUUUUUUUCUUGGAACCAUGUCUAAUGAUUCUGAUUGAUCUCAAGUAGUUGGGGAAUUAGGCAUAGUAUUAGUGGUCUGCUAUUCUAGUUUAUAGUAAUGAUGUUGUCAUUUGGGGUUGCAAUCUUAUAAGGAUCACGCGUUUUGCUGCUCAUGUUUUUGAAAACCUUUGGCUUGUGUUGUGAUCAAUAUCCCUCUCCUUGUUCCUUUUUUCGGUUCUCAAAAGGUAAUACAUGCAUCAUUCAUGUAAUUAUUUGGUUUCUAUCUUGGUUUAUUUCUGUUUGAACUCGAUGAACUAUGUUUUUCACUCGGUGCAGAUUGCUCGUAAUGCACCUUACAAUGAGUUUUCUAACCGGUGUUUAAGAUUUUGGAUUCAAAUGGGAGAUCAAAUGCUUGGCAAGAGAAGUACAAUUUCCCAGCUGAAAACUCAGCCGUCUUCUUUUUCUGAUUUAUUAAUCUAUGUUUUCUUUCAUAAACUUGGUUGGUUGGAACUUUAUAUUACAUAUUUAAUUCCCUUAAAAACAUUCAUAUCAUCUAUUGUUUUAGAGUUCUAGAAAACCGUGGUUCAUAUCUUCUUCUUUUAGGUACAGUACAUGUAUAAAACCCAAAUGAGUCAUUACAAGAAAAUGACUAAUUGGCAAUGUUGAUGGCAUAUGCCGAUUUUAGGCUUUGUUCACUAAAGGAUAGCAUAUUUUUAACUUUCAUUGGUAGUGUGACAUAUUAAUAUAGAUGGUGGAAUUGGUAAUCCCAAAUUUUGUGGUAGUAUUGGUUCCUGGAAGCUGUGAGGAGGUAACCAAUCUGGGUGGUUGUCAACGAUAACAAGGUGUUCUCUAUUUGCAUUAUGUUUACCUCUACUCUGUCGGAGAGACUAGGUCUCAGACUCGCGACAAAGGAGGUCGAAACAAGGCUCUUUGAUGAUGACUUGCUUCCGUCCAUUGCAUAUCAAGAAUCAAAAACUCUCCAAAGAACAAAAGAAAUUGAGAAUCAAUUCCCACAAACGUUAUCACAUGAUAAACAAUAAAGUGAUCUUGGAUCCAAACGGCCAUAAGUCCAUCUAAAGAGAAAAAAAACACGUCAAAAAGAUACUCGAAGGUUUUCCCACGUUUCCUCCGCCGAUUAAGUAAGUAUAUGUAGGAAAAGAAGAGAGAGAAAAAAGUGUGAAAUGUAGAAAGACUCUUAAAAAUAGGGUUUUACCCGAAGAUGCAUAUAAAUAGAGAGUUAAUAUUUCAAAAACAAAUUGUUAAGUGUCUGUCAUUCUUUUAACGAUCCAUUGUGUUCCAAGGAUGUUUGUGAUUCAUGUAGUUUGUUACCAAAGGAUAUCAAUUUAAAUAUUGAUUACUGGACAGAAAAUAAAUUAAAAUCAGUGGAGGGUAUUAAACAAGAUAAAUAAAGUGUGGAUAGUUUUCUUAAAAUGAAAGCAAUGCAUACAAAAACUAGAAUAUCAACUUUGCACAAAGUAGAAAUCUUCUUUAAUAUUAUCAAAUUCUCUUUUCAACAAAGAAUAAAUUAUAGAAAUGCUCACAUCCAUAUAGCUAGAAAUGCACAAUUCAGAGAACUGGCAAUACAUGUUGCUUCAUCACAAUGCCAUCAUACUUAAAAAUAUUUUUGCUAGCUCUAAUCUUUGUUGCUUUAUCUCCCCAUAAAACAGACGGAGAAUUUGCGGAAUGGUGCAUAGCCGACGAGCAAACACCAGAUGAAGAGUUGCAAAUAGCCCUUGAUUGGGCAUGUGGAAAAGGAGGAGCAGAUUGCAGAAUGAUAGAAGAGCACCACCCUUGUUAUUUGCCCAACACUGUGAAAGCUCAUGCUUCUUUUGCCUUCAAUAACUAUUAUCACAAGUUCAAGCAUAAAGGAGCCACCUGCUACUUCAAUGCUGCUGCUAUCAUUACUGAUCUUGAUCCAAAUCUGAAAAGGAACGCGACUAACGGGCAAGGAGGGCCUUAUGCUAGACGGUAGUUAAUCGAUCGAGGUUUUAGGAAUAUCAAGCGGUAAAAUAUUUUGACGUGACAGACUUCUAUCCUUGUUUAGAAGUCCGUAUUUUGGAAGUAUGUACUUAAGAAGACGUCGAUUGAUAGUGCUGCAGUAGAUGUCAAGUCCUAGUUGUGUAUAUGAUAUAGCUAAACGGUUUCAGUUUCUUAUCAACUCUGUUAUGUAAAUAAAGUUUUAAACUGCAUUUUUAACCGUUUAUUUUAUUUUGCAAACUGGGGCUAUGCUUGAUGCGUGACAUCGCAUC
Mercurialis annua (annual mercury) is the source of this 3436-nucleotide messenger RNA. RefSeq names its product PLASMODESMATA CALLOSE-BINDING PROTEIN 5-like. The record is from RefSeq and is a predicted model, not a curated record. The coding region runs from base 2788 to 3159 and encodes 123 amino acids. Lineage: Eukaryota; Viridiplantae; Streptophyta; Magnoliopsida; Malpighiales; Euphorbiaceae. The transcript is spliced from 4 exons.